This is a messenger RNA of Amaranthus tricolor (Joseph's coat), 2092 nucleotides long. RefSeq lists its product as uncharacterized. Bases 386 to 1894 code for a protein of 502 amino acids. The record is from RefSeq and is a predicted model, not a curated record. The transcript has 15 exons. NCBI's taxonomy places the organism in Eukaryota, Viridiplantae, Streptophyta, Magnoliopsida, Caryophyllales, Amaranthaceae.
AGCAAUUAAAACUACCGUUACCUUUAAGAUAGUUCAUGAGUGUGGUACUGGUGUUGUAACUUCAUCUCCUUAAAUUCAAUCAUCCAAACUGUUACUACGUUUUGAGAAUCCUUUCUCUCUUUCUACCAUUUUCUACUAUCCAUUUCCAAAAUCAUUGAAUUGAAUUAAAUUGAAUAAACCCAACCAAACCCAAACAGUACUUAUAUCUUUGCCGACACACAAAACAAACCCCUUUUUGUUUGGGAAUAUCUUUAAAAUUUCUAUCACCCUCUCAUUUUCUGUCUCGACGUUUCCUCUUUAUUCUUAAUUAUUACUAUUAUUAUUACAACUUUUUUGUUUUUUCUUCUUUUUCGUAAAGAAACGAAAACUCUUGAGUUUGCUUUCAAUGGCGACGAAUGUUUCCAAUGAGAAUGAGAAAGAUAAGAUGGGUAUGAAGAAAAAGAAUAAGGAAGUUAUUCGGUUGGAGCGUGAAUCUGUUAUCCCUGUUUUGAAGCCUAAGAUUAUUAUGACUUUGGCUAAUCUUAUUGAACAUAGUUCCGAUAAGGCUGAGUUUUUAAAGUUCUGUAAGAGAGUUGAGUACACCAUUCGAGCCUGGUAUCUCUUACAGUUUGAAGAUUUGAUGCAAUUAUACUCCCUCUUUGACCCUGUCCAUGGAGCGCAAAAGCUGGAACAGCAGAAGUUAUCUCCAGAAGAAAUUGAUAUUCUUGAAGAAAAUUUCCUGAGUUACAUGUUUCAGGUUAUGGAUAAGAGUAAUUUCAAGAUUGUGAGCGAUGAGGAAAUUGAAGUUGCACAUACUGGACAGUAUCUUUUGAACCUUCCGAUCUCUGUGGAUGAAUCUAAGCUUGACCAGAAGCUCUUGAAGAGGUACUUUUCAAAACAUCCUCAAGAAAAUCUUCCAGAAUUUGUUGAUAAGUAUGUAAUUUUCCGACGUGGCAUUGGUAUUGACCGUACUACUGAUUACUUUUUCAUGGAGAAAGUGGACAUGAUGAUAGCACGCUUAUGGGGAAAGCUUUUGCAAGUAACUGGGAUACAAAAACUUCGGUCCAUGUUUUCAAAGUCGCGUCAGCGGAGUAUAAGAGACAGAAAGAAAGAUGAUGAGCUUGGAUCUGAGUCCGAUCAAGACGAUCUCUAUGUAGAACGGAUCAGAAUCCAGAAUUUGGAAUUCAGUUUGCGCAAUCUUCUCAGCAAGAUUACCAUUCAAGAACCUACUUUUGAUAGAAUGAUCGUUGUAUACAGGCGAGCGAGUCCUAAAGGAAAAUCAGACAGGGGUAUAUAUGUAAAACAUUUCAAAAAUAUUCCAAUGGCUGACAUGGAAAUUGUUUUGCCUGAGAAGAAAAAUCCAGGUCUAACACCAAUGGACUGGGUCAAGUUUCUUGGUACCGCAAUUGUUGGGCUGGUUGCUGUUGUAAGUUCACUUGAGAUUAGGGCCGAUCUUUGGGUUGUCAUUGCUGUCCUUUCCACGUUAAUUGGUUACUGUGCAAAGACAUAUUUUGCCUUUCAGCAGAACCUGGCUGUAUAUCAGAAUCUUGUUACCCAGUCAAUGUAUGACAAACAACUCGACAGUGGAAAGGGAACCCUUCUUCACUUAUGUGAUGACGUGAUUCAGCAAGAGGUCAAGGAGGUUAUUGUAUCGUUUUUCAUACUGAUGGAACAGGGUAAAUGUACUAGAGAGGACCUUGAUCUACACUGCGAGGCAUUAAUCAAGGAAGAGUUUGAUGAGAGCUGUAAUUUUGAGGUGGAUGAUGCUGUACAGAAGUUGGAGAAGUUGGGUGUUGUUUCUAGGGAUUCAAUCGGCAGGUAUUUUGCUGUAGGCCUAAAGCGAGCUAAUGAGAUAAUCGGAACUACUACUGAAGAACUUGUUAUGAAAGCUAGACAGGCAACGAGUAAUUCUUGAUGUGCUACUUGCACGGAGUUUUCUCUGACUUUUAUGCUUGUGUUUUCGAUGUAAAUACCAUAGGGAAAUUUGUGUUGGGUAUUUAUCAAUUCUUAACAUUCAUGUUUCAAUUAGUGUUUAUGAUAUAGUACUUUAUAUAACAUAUAGUAGUACAUAUAUUCCAUGCAUUUAUAGCCGACUGGCGUUAUGAUUCUUUGA